GAUAUGGGUGAACUGAGGGAUCAUCGUGAUUGGGGAAUGCAUGAGUUCUCUGGAGGGAAAGAUUGUCUCCUUGUAGUGCAGCUUUAUGCAAAGGUCGGCCUUCACCGCUACAAUGUUUUAGAGGGGACCAAUCUGCAGCUUCACGAAAUAGAGAAAUACAAUAGAGAGGGUACGUACAUGCCUGCCCGUUAUUAUAUAACUUUGCUUGCAGCAGAGGAGGAUCCAUCAGCUACACCCGCGUCCCUUGUUACUUUCCAGACUGAGCUUUACGAAAGAAAGUGCUGCACUCUGAAUCUCACUUGCCUUAUCGCCAGACUUAAAGGGACUAAGUCUACAGGAAAUAUGGGUCGUCAUUUCCGCGACGAUAGGGACUUGCCUGAGUGGCCUGAUGAUAAAUGUAGUAGUCGAUUUUUAUAUGAGGUGAUGGAAUCUGAGUGGGAAGAAAACGACUGGAUUGGUCUAUACUUGCAAGUUGCUAUCGUUACCACGGAUAG
Molecule: messenger RNA, 494 nt
Organism: Brassica oleracea var. oleracea
Lineage: Eukaryota; Viridiplantae; Streptophyta; Magnoliopsida; Brassicales; Brassicaceae
Product: UPF0725 protein At1g02770-like
Exons: 2
Source: RefSeq, a predicted model, not a curated record